Molecule: messenger RNA, 972 nt
Organism: Trypanosoma brucei brucei TREU927
Lineage: Eukaryota; Euglenozoa; Kinetoplastea; Trypanosomatida; Trypanosomatidae
Exons: 1
Coding region: 1-972 (323 amino acids)
Source: RefSeq, a predicted model, not a curated record
AUGAGAUCGUCUCCCCGUUUAGCCAUGUCCAUGUGGGAUAAUCCUGCAUUUGAACACAACCCCCUCACCCGCUACUGGAAGCGCAUGAUGAAGCGCAGCGGUGAGACGCUUACUUCUCAUAGUAUUCCUCGACACAUACAUGGGUAUAUCGAGUCAUCGAAUCCUCGCACAGAGUGCCUCGUCAGGUGGUUUCCCUACAAGCAGCAGAUGACUGUGGAUGGCCGCUACGUACCAACCCUCGGUGACAUUAUCUACACGCAUUACUUCCCAAAGCAGCUUGACGACGACCAACGGGUUAAGUACGUCGCUUUGAAGACUAACAGGUCUGAGUUGGAGGUUGCGGAGGAGCUCUUUCUAAUGCGCAAGAUGAAGCUGUUUGUCUCACAAUUACUUCGGAACAAGCUGCAAAAUAGGCCUUUGAGAAUGCCGGAUGGAGUUGACUAUUCGGGCAUCGAACGUCGCUACACGCUUGGCAUCGCCAAAGUGGCGCAAGCAAUGGGUAUGAGCAUGUACCGCUCGCAGUCGUACGACCCCACUGUAGUAUAUUCGCCUUAUUUAGAUUUUGGUGAUUGUAUUGACUGCGUCUGCACUAAGCAGCUGCGGACUUCGAGCCAGUAUUUGCUUUGCGAAGUCGCUGUGCAUCGUGGCAUUGCACGGAGCCGUUUGACUGACGUGACAGAAGAUCCAAAGGAACCCCUAUCGCACCUUGAACCAUCUCUCUACGAGUUCGUCAAGUUGAGACUGGGUAUACUCGCGGUUGCAGCAAAACAGGAGCAUUAUGUUGUCGACCACAUGUUUGACGGGGGACAUAGGUACGGCGGGUGCCUAAUCCAUCUCUUCCCUUCCCCACUCGAUCCAGAAAUCAUCGAUCAUGAGGUUGAGCAUAUUGAGCUGGAUCUUGAUCUGGCGCGGCGCUGGAUGAAACACUACUACGACCACUACGUCGCUCCCAGGCGAUCGGGGCUUGCAUAG